Molecule: messenger RNA, 2401 nt
Organism: Callithrix jacchus (white-tufted-ear marmoset)
Lineage: Eukaryota; Metazoa; Chordata; Mammalia; Primates; Cebidae
Source: RefSeq, a predicted model, not a curated record
AUGUCCAUUCUCAACUCGAGGUUCUACGUGGCCACCUCCCGGCAGGUGAAGCAUCUCGAGUCGGUCAGCCGCUCCCCUGUCUAUUCCCAUUUCAAUGAGACCUUGCUGGGGGUCAGCGUCAUUUGGACCUGUGAGGAGCAGGAGCACUUUAUCCUGAGUGACCUGAAGGUGGAUGAGAACCAGAAGGCCUGUUACCCCAGCAUUGUGGCCAACAGGUGGCUGGCUGUGCGUCUGGAGUGUGUGGGUAACUGCACUGUCCUGUUUGCUGCCCUGUUUGCAGUGAUCUCCAGGCACAGCCUCAGCACUGGCUUGGCGGGCCUCUCAGUGUCUUACUCAUUGCAGGUCACCGUGUACUCGAACUGGCUGGUUCGGAUGUCAUCUGAGAUGGAAACCGACAUUGUGGCCAUGGAGAGACUCGAGGAGUAUUCAGAACCUGAGAGGGAGGCACCCUGGCAAAUCCAGGAAACAGCUCUGCCCAGCAGCUGGCUCCAGGUGGGCCGAGUGGAAUUCUGGAACUACUGCCGGUGCUACCAAGAAGACCUGGAUUUUGUUCUCAGGCACAUCAAUGGGGGAGAAAAGGUUGGCAUCAUGGGGCGGACGGGGGCAGGGAAGUCGUCCCUGACCCUGGGCUUCGUUCGGAUCAACGAGUUUGCCGAAGGAACGAUCAUCAUCGAUGACAUCACCAUUGCCAAGAUCGGCCUGCACAACCUCUGCUUCAAGAUUUCAUCCCCCAGAUGGGGUCUGGGUGCUACCCAAGAGGACCCUGUUUUGCUUUCGCGUUCCUUCUGCAUGAAGCUGGACCCGUUCAGCCAGUACUCAGAUAGUCUGGACGUCCCUGGAGCUGGCUCACCUGAAGGACUUCGCAUCAGCCCUUCCUGAUAGGCUGGACCGUGAGUGCGCAGAAGGUGGAGAGAACCUCAGUAAAGUGUCAGGCAGCACCAGCUUGUGUGCUGGCUCGGGCCCUGCUGAGCAAGAUGAAGAUCCUUGGAUCCUUGUGUUGGAUGAGGCCACAGCGGCCGUGGACCUGGAAAUGGGUAACCUCAUUCAGUCCACCAUCCGGAUGCAGUUCAAAGGAUGCAGUGUCUUCACCAUUGCCCAGUGGCUCAACACCACCAUAGACUAUGCAAGUCUCACCCAGGCUGGACUGCAGUGGCGUGAUGUCGGCUCACUGCAACCUCUGCCUCCCAGAUUCAAGCAAUUCUCCUGUCUCAGCCUCCCAAGUAGCUGGAAUUACAGAGUGGUUGUGAGGAUUAAGAAAACGAAGGUCUAGAAUUCUACUGGCACAUAGUAGGUACUCAAGGUGAGUAUCACCACUGCCCCCUGCCAACUGCUACAUCUGGGCCCCUAGGGGUGGCAGCAGUGGGCGGGGAGGGGUGGGCCACGCUGGUGCUUACCCUGCUGUAUUGCACGCUGUCCUUUCCUGUUGGCCAUGCUGUCCUGUCAGGGUCAUCUAGAGGAAUCCCUCUCUGGGCUAAUGAAGCGGUGUGGUCCUUCUCAAGGAUUGACUUGAUGGACCUGUUUAGAGGAAAUAAAGAUGAAGUCAGUGUCUCUCCCAGUGGUGGGGUGUAUGUGCCCAACCCUCAGGCCCACUGAUAGCCACUGAGCUCAGGGUAUACUCUUCAUUCAUUCAGUCUUUCAUCCAUCCAUCCAACAGAAUACUGACCUGGUAUCACACUUCCCUUCUCCCUGUGUGGCACCCAGCUAAUUGCCAUCUAUUACCCCAGAGUCAAGCAAGCCCAUUCUUCUGAUGCCAUUUCACAGGAUAAACUUACUUUGCCCACCAUUGGAACUCUGUUCUCAAAAUUUUCUUAUUUUUUUCUUUUUUGAGACAGGGUCAUGCUAUGUUGCCCAGGUUGGUCUCAAACUCCUGAGCUCAAGCAAUCCGCCCACCUCAGCCUCCCCAAGUGCUGGGAUUACAGGCAUAAGCCAGUGCACCCAUCCUGUUCUCAGAAUUUUGAUUUUGGCUUAAGCUUUGGUGCAACUGUUUUGCCCCUACUGUUUACCGUCAGAUUUGUCAGUCCAACUAACAGAAUAUAAAUUAUGCACAAUUCAGAUGUUGAAGACUUUUUGAAUGUCUUAUCUGUGGAUGAGUGAGCUGACUUAAUACUCUGUACCUCAGUUUCCUCAGCUGUCAAGAUGGGAUAAUAUCUAUCCAUCCAUCUAUAUAUCUGUGUAUCUGUAUAUACUUGUCUACCUACCUGCUAUUCGGUUUAGCCUAAAGCUGCCUCCUUACAUAUUUUAGGUUUGGCCUAAAAGUUUUCCCAUACGUAGUGAACUGUAAAUUACCUGGACUCCUACAGACUGCAGCCUACUCAUGUGUCAAUCACUGUAUUUCAGCCAAUCAAAGGUAGCCAACUGUUUAAACCAUGUUCAAAUAAAGCAAACGCUGAGCUGUAACCAA